Molecule: messenger RNA, 1674 nt
Organism: Hepatospora eriocheir
Lineage: Eukaryota; Fungi; Microsporidia; Hepatosporidae
Source: the annotation of a GenBank genome assembly
AUGCCGGAGAUUAACAACUUUAAUAAUCAAUUAAAAAAAUUAGCAGGAACACUCUUAUAUCCUAAAACAACUUCUAAAAAACUAUUAGAAAGAAUAGAUAAAGUCUACUUCAAUUCUUAUAGAGAAAGUAAACCUAUUGAUGUAUCAUCGUUAUUAGAAAAUCCUUUACUAUAUAAAAGUCUUCUGUCUGACACCUCUAAGAAAUUAGUUAAUUUAUUUUUAGAGUUAAAGUCAUCAGCUGACUAUCUAAGUUUAAUAAGAAAUAAUCUUAAGAAAAUAGCAUUAGGAUUUGAUUUUACAUUUAAGAUUAAUAAUAAUUUAUUUACAGUAUCAAAUAUAAGACAAAUUAAACCUCAUAUUGAUAUACAAUAUUAUAAUAUUUUACUAAAUAUUUAUCAAUAUUCUUUAAUUUAUAAGAACCUUAAAUAUGAGAUGAACAACCCUAUUUCGGUUACUCAUAAAAAUUAUUUAAGUAAAUGUAAAGAGAUAGUUUUACUUUAUGAACAGACUGUUAUGAAUACUGAUAAUGACUUUAUUAAGUUUUAUUGUGAGAUGUAUGAGAUUUAUGUGAAGUUAAGUCAUAUAAAUAAAAUUCAUAAUAGUAUUAAGAAUAAACAGAUAGUAAGUGAAUGUACCGACAUAAUUUAUGAAGUCCAUAAUCAAUGUACUUCAACUUAUAUCAGUACUGGUGUAAUUAAUGAUAGAUAUAACGAAUAUUUUAUCAGUAGUUGUAUUGAGUAUAAUAAGAUUCCUUCACAAGUGUCUAAGGAAUUAGUUAAUACUAUAUUUUAUAUUGGAAAGAAUAUUAACUUAUUAAAGAAUCUUAAUUCAUUUAAGGAAAGUAAUUUUAAUAUUAAGCUUAAUGACACAUCUGCUUCUUUAAUACUGGUUAAAGCUUUGAAACACGUAAAUGAACAAUUGUAUAGAGAGUUUAUAGUAAGACAUAAGAUAUACGAGUUGUAUGAUUUUAUAAAAAGUAUAUUUUUAUUUCGAAGGGUAGAUUUUAUCGAAUUUAUAUUUGAAGGAUUUAAAAGAAAUAGAAAUUUAUCUAAAAAGAAUUGUCUCGGAAUAAUUGAAGAAGGAUUAUAUGACACAUUUUUUAAUGGCAAUACAGAUUAUCCUGAAAACUUUAUUAAUUUUAUUGAUUUAAUAAUUGAUGAUGUUACACCAUCUGAGUUAAACGUUUAUCUAGAAGAACCAUUUAGUUUAAUUUGUAAGUUAAACUACCCAAUAACAUUAAUCUUUAAUGAGAGUUUUAUUUCGAAAUUAGUAAGUAUAUUUAAAUUUUUAUGGAAGAUCAAAAAAAUAGAAGCUUUGACUUUAAGACUUGGAACACACAAGUAUAUGCUUUUUAUUUACAAAAUACAAAAUUAUAUAUUUUAUGAGUGUAUUAAAGAUAGUUUGUUUGAGUGGGAAAAUAGUGAAUUGGUUUUAAAUCAAUUAACAGAACAAAUUAAUUCUGAUUUGAGUAGUCUAAUUAAAAAUUUGUAUUUCCAAAAUGGGUUUUUUGAGAGAAUUUUUUAUGAAAUUGAAUAUGCUUUAAUUAAGUUGGGAACAGGUGGACAAUUUGAUGAAACUAAAAUUAAAGAUUGUUCUUUAAAAUUUAUUGAGAAUUUAGAGAAAGACUCAAGUAAUAAAUCUUUAAUACUUGAUUAUAUAAGAAUGUUGAUUUAA